This is a messenger RNA of Carassius carassius (crucian carp), 1768 nucleotides long. It is a transcript of the gene st6galnac5a, whose product is annotated as ST6 (alpha-N-acetyl-neuraminyl-2,3-beta-galactosyl-1,3)-N-acetylgalactosaminide alpha-2,6-sialyltransferase 5a. Bases 201 to 1175 code for a protein of 324 amino acids. Gene Ontology annotation, biological process: ganglioside biosynthetic process; oligosaccharide metabolic process. Gene Ontology annotation, molecular function: alpha-N-acetylgalactosaminide alpha-2,6-sialyltransferase activity. The record is from RefSeq and is a predicted model, not a curated record. The transcript has 5 exons. NCBI's taxonomy places the organism in Eukaryota, Metazoa, Chordata, Actinopteri, Cypriniformes, Cyprinidae.
GGGCGUUAUCACAUUCGCUCUCUGCUCGCCGUUCUCAAGAAUGGGUUCAGUCCGCGCGCACGGCACACACACUGCCAUCUCCCAGCUCGAGCGGAGCGCGGCAAUUUAAUGACGACAUAAUCUGAUGAAGUAGCAACAAAUCGAGAGGAAAAGUGGAUCUUCAUGCGCACAUUCCCUGGAAUAUUCCAGCUGGCUUCAGGAUGAAGACACCGAUGCGUCAUGGAGUAGCCGUGUUUCUCGCGAUCACCAUGUGCACCAGUCUGUUGUUCGUGUACAGCGUCAGCUACAAUAAUAAUACUACAGCAUCCAGCCCGUCUAAGGGCGCGUCAGGUGAGAAAGUGGAGCCCACCAGUGCGCCCCGCGCGCCUCCAGUACUGCAGGGAUACAGCAGCAUCAUUGAGCACAAGCCUCUGAAGAUGCACUGCAGGAGCUGCGCGCUGGUCACCAGCUCGGGUCAUCUUACCAGUGGGGGUCGUGGAAAAGAGAUCGAUCAGGCGGAGUGUGUCAUCCGAAUGAAUGACGCGCCCACGGCCCGUGGCUACGGGGUUGACGUGGGUCACCGCACAAGCCUGAGGGUCAUCGCUCAUUCCAGCAUGCAGAGAGUGCUGCGCAGCCGGCAUGAACUCCUGAACUCCAGUCAGGACACAGUCUUCAUCUUCUGGGGACCCAGCAGUUACAUGCGACGUGAUGGGAAGGGGCUGGUUUAUAACAAUCUGCGGCUUAUGAACCAAGUGCUGCCCAAACUCAAGGUCUAUAUCAUCUCCUGGCAGAAAAUGCUCCAGUUUGAUGAACUAUUCAAGAGAGAGACUGGCAAAGACAGGAGAAUCUCUAACUCGUGGUUAAGCACAGGCUGGUUCACAAUGACUAUUGCCUUAGAGCUCUGUGACAGAAUCAAUGUGUAUGGCAUGGUGCCUCCGGAUUUCUGUAGGGAGUCUCAGCACCCCUCUGUCCCAUAUCACUACUACGAACCAACGGGCCCGGAUGAAUGUGCCAUGUACAUCUCCCACGAGCGAGGCCGGCGAGGCAGUCACCAUCGCUUCAUCACAGAGAAGCGGGUCUUUGCCAGCUGGGCUCGGAUGUUUAACAUUCAUUUCUACCAGCCGGACUGGAGUCCGCCACCGUUACCGAGAAAUAACACGGCAACCACAGCCUUUCCCCGAUCGCAGAAGACGUGACUCUCACCAGAGCCUUCAAAGAUCUCCAGCUGCCUCAGAUGGAUCACUGGCUAAUUCCUGUUGCCGUGUGGAUGGAGCUUUAAGUGUUGGAUUGACUGAGAGAGAGACUGAUGAAAGGAGAACUGAUGCUUAAACCUUUCUUUUCUUUUGCACAUUCAUUGUUUCUUUAGGUACAAAAUGCAUUCCAGUAGUCUGUACACAUCCAUGUCCGGAUCAAAGAGCUCCGGAGUGUAUACGAUCUGCCUGCAACAAAACGUGUACUAGAGACAAUGUAAAACAGCAUUUGCAAGUCAUUUUACUUUGAUAUGAAAUAUUAUUUAAUGAAACAUGAUAGUCAAUGACAGAACAGAAUGAUGGCACUUGAUUUGAUCCAACUUUGUGAAAAACAGUCUCAAUUUACUGUGUCAGGUGAUUAGAAGACAUCAGCAGAACAAGAAAAUGUAUUUUUUGGAUGAAUUUUUAUGAAAGCUUGUGAAGUGAGGCCUGAAAUGUGCACUAAGAAAGUAAAACAAUGCCAAUUUUUUGAUUCGUGUUGACUUAACCCAACACUGUCCAGUGUAUUAAUGACGUUUACACUCUUAAAAUUAAAGGUU